AGGUGUGGCUCACUGGGAACGCACUUCCUGGGACGCGGAGACGGAGACGCUCUAAGAGGUUCCUCAGUGUGGGCGAGUAAAAUGCUCUGAAUGUGAGAAACAGGUCCAGAUCAUCUGUGCUGUGUGUUCAGAUGUGCAUAUAUUUCUUCUAAGUUGAUUAAAGUUGUUUUAGAACUAUCAAGUACCUCAAAGAUCUGACUGGCAGUACUGCACAAGCCUGCCUGCCAUGGGCUGUCGGGAUGUCCAUGCAGCCACGGUCCUCUCCUUCCUGUGUGGAAUCGCCUCGGUAGCAGGCCUCUUUGCGGGGACUCUGCUUCCCAACUGGAGAAAAUUACGACUGAUCACGUUCAACAGAAAUGAGAAGAACCUGACUGUUUACACAGGCCUGUGGGUGAAGUGUGCCCGGUACGACGGGGGCAAUGACUGCCUGAUGUACGACACUACUUGGUACUCAUCAGUUGACCAGCUGGACCUGCGGGUCCUCCAGUUUGCCCUGCCCCUCAGCAUCCUGAUUGCAACGGGGGCCCUGCUGCUCUGCCUGAUUGGAAUGUGUAACACUGCCUUCAGGUCCUCGGUGCCCAACAUCAAACUGGCCAAGUGUCUGGUCAAUAGUGCCGGCUGCCAUCUGGUGGCCGGGCUGCUGUUUUUCCUGGCAGGUACUGUGAGCCUCUCCCCAUCCAUCUGGGUCAUCUUUUAUAACAUCCAUCUGAACAAGAAGUUCGAGCCAGUCUUUAUGUUUGACUAUGCAGUGUAUGUCACUAUUGCUAGUGCUGGGGGCUUGUUUACGACUUCCCUUCUACUGUUUAUUUGGUACUGUGCAUGCAAAUCUUUGCCUUCUCCUUUCUGGCAACCACUGUACUCCCAUCCUCCCAGUAUGCAUACAUAUUCACAGCCCUAUUCAGCACGCUCCCGCCUCUCUGCCAUAGAAAUCGACAUCCCAGUAGUUUCACACACCACCUAGUGGGGAAAUAGUUGCUAAAGAAAACUUGUAGCCUCACAUUUCCCUUGUGCAAGGAGCUAUUUUGGACCUAUAUACAUUUUCCUUUGUUUCUGAUCAGUCAGUGAAGCCAAAUUAAUAUGUCUUAGUAGGAUGAAGUGCUGCUAGUUUUUAUGAAAAGUACAAUAUUUAAAUGUGAAUCAUUCCUUUUAUCUUCUUAUGCUAGAAGGAUUUUUAACCUCCAGGUUGAUAUCUGGUCAGUUACUUCGGUGGAAAGGACCUGUGUCUCAAUUGAGGUGAUUUAGAGCAACAUAGUAAAAAAAUGAUUGCUAAGAGAAGCUCUUAUAAGCGAUCCUUAUGAGUAUUUCAGAAUGUGUAUUGUCCUUUUGCUAUAAUACCUUAAAUUGGGAAAAAAGGGCAAUUUCAAAUUAAAAAUUUUUUUUCAGGUAAGGGUAAUAUUUUAACAGUAGCCAGUCUACCAGCUUAGGCUGUAACUUUUCUUACUUCUUUCUCGGGGCUAAUUGUAUUGAAUAGAGUUCGGUAUUUUGAAGAUGACUUUCUUUUGUGAGUUCUUAUCUUCUACCUCAUGCCUGUGUUUAAAAAUAAAAUGUAUUUUAAGUGAUGUCAGAGAGAAUAAGCCUAACAUUUAAAAUAUCUAUUAGUAUGGAUAACAUUUACCAUAAUUUUAAAAGUUAAUAGUUCUAUAAGUUGUAUUAUUAAAGUGUGCCAUGUGAUGGAUUGGUGCUUUCUCUGAGGCAGAAAAACUUUUCUCCAGAUAUCAUCCACCAUGUGGUACUCAUGCCCAUGUAUAAUCUCUUAGUGACUAAGAGAAAGAAAUAAAGAGGCCCGAGUGGUUAGUUCUCCUUUAGACAGUGGUAGGGGACAAGCAUCUGUUCUUCAGUGACAGUGUCAGAGAUUCAUUCUGGCGACUGCCUUUUGGGUGAUGGGUGAAGUGAGGCAUGGCUUCAGCAUGACCGCAUUCACCCUUGAUUCAGUCCCUGCCCCCAUCACUGAUUAUUUCCUUGAGGAUAUAUCUUUGCCCAACACUUUACUAGGUGCUGUAGAGGAUACAUGCAAAGUAUGAGAUCUGGUCCCAUCUACUAAGAAAUUUUAAUUUAAUAGAGAAGAUCAAACUGUUAUCUGACAAUUGGGGAACAGUCUGACUUCAGUGACAGCUGGUCUUCACUUCUCAAUCAUUGAUCUAGGAAUAUAUUUCACCCAGAGACAUGGCUUUCUGGCAGACAGGCUUAUUGUACAAUACCAGCAAUAUUUAGAACCCAGAAAUUCAGUUUGUUGGAUCCUUUAGAGCACCUACAUUAGCCUAGACACUGUAAUAACAUGAUAUCACAUUCAUAAGAAUGGAUGGGCAAAAGUGGUAAAGAUUAAAUAGUUCCCUUUUCACCUCUGAAAGUAUGACGAUGUAUUAAAGAGGGAGGAAUAUUUAAAAUCUCUCUUCUAAUGGGGUAACAUAUAGAGGAAACCAUGUUAACACCGAGAUGAAUGCUUAGCAAUUCAGGGAUAUUGGGUGUUUACCCUUAUGAAUUUGAGCUGUUUAUUUGAUGUAAUUUGCUACACAUUAGUAGUAUGUUCAUGGGGAUUUUGUUCUGUUACCCAUUACAAAAUUCACAGACAGCUAGUUGCAUGGCUAACAGAUUAUUGUGCCUCUUUUGCAAAUCUGAGUAUGCUUCUGGUACUUCUGUGGAUGUAAAUGGUACUUUUGUUUCUAAUUCCAAACACUAGUUUAUGUAUAUAGCAAGUAAAUACAGUUGUAUAAUUUUUAAAUGCCAUCAGUUGAAAGCAUGCAAAACUAUGGUUUUCUUAGCUAUAGCUUCUGAUUUCCUUCAGUUCUUUAAAUUCUUCUCAGAUAUAGCUGAGUCUUGAUCAUUCCAAGACAGCGGCAGGUAGAAUUUUGAGAUUAAUAUUAAUUUCCCCCUUUGCUAAUUAAUUUCUGUCCCCUUUCUCACUGAAAUUGUCCAAAAGUGUCAAGAAUUCCACCAUUCUUUGUAUAAACAAUGGUAAAAGCAGACUCAGCCAUUAAUAUUCUAGACAGUUUUUAGUCCAUGGGAUCAUGUAUAUAAAAUGUUAAACUUUUCCUGUGAGAAUCUUUCGGAUUCUUUUCAUAAUUUGUAGCCUCUAAUUAGUAUUUAUUAUAGAUUCACUUGGCAAAAGAAACAGUUGUUUCCCUUGUCGUUAAUAUUUCAGAUUUGCUAUCAGGAGCUAUUCUUCAAAGCCAUCAAAGGAAAUCAAGUGUUUAUAAUUCUUUUUAAUAACUUUUGAGCAUUCAUCAGUCUAUCAUUGUGAUGGGGGAUAUCUUUUUUUGUUGUUACAAGUCUCUUAAUGUUAAAGGCCUUUUACAGAAGCUUGGAAAACCUUAAAUGUAGUAUGAUCCACCAGAUCUGGUUUAUCCAACCAUGGGAGAAAAAAAACCCUGAGCUUACUUUACUUGUAAAUAAAUAUACACUAUAAUAGAUAAUAUGUUUGCUGUAAACUGCAAUGUAAAACCUCGAUAAAAUUGCACUGUACUUGAUGUUUAUUAAAAGAUGUAUUUUUACAA
Molecule: messenger RNA, 3491 nt
Organism: Physeter macrocephalus (sperm whale)
Lineage: Eukaryota; Metazoa; Chordata; Mammalia; Artiodactyla; Physeteridae
Gene: CLDN12
Product: claudin 12
Exons: 3
Coding region: 227-961 (244 amino acids)
Cellular component (GO): plasma membrane
Source: RefSeq, a predicted model, not a curated record